Molecule: messenger RNA, 2160 nt
Organism: Diaporthe amygdali
Lineage: Eukaryota; Fungi; Ascomycota; Sordariomycetes; Diaporthales; Diaporthaceae
Exons: 5
Coding region: 1-2160 (719 amino acids)
Source: RefSeq, a predicted model, not a curated record
AUGACAAAUCAAUCAGCAUGGACAGAUGCGACUUCAACGGUGAAGUACAACGUUCACCUGGGUACCUGGAUCAACUGGUCCCGGGGGCGUGUGAUGGGAGCGACCCUCACCCUUGACCGAGUGGACGGAAACCUUCUUAUUGCCUUCACUGCCGUCUUUGUUGGAAUAGUGACUGAGCGCUUUUGGCGGAUCGCCUGCAUACUCUUCUAUAGAUGCUACUCGUCCCCUGAACCGCGUGACGCACUUUAUCACCAGCGGCAAGCAAUUCUGCGAAAUUCAGCCUCUGCUGUAUCCGCCGUGUGGACCCUUUCACAACUCCUUUGGACGUGGCAGAACCUUGCAAAGAGAUGCUUCAUUCGGGUCCUGCCCACGCUGUUGACGUCUGUCCUCUGUCUCUGUGCUUUUACAGUUGCGGGUGGUUUUUCUUCGUCCAUUUCGUCCGGUAUUGGCAAUGAAGUACUGCUCAACGGCACCAACUGCGCUGUCGUCUCGCCAUACUCCACGGAUCCCAACUCCGCCCAAAUCAUCCAACCCUACCUCUCGCAGGUAGCUCAUUCGGCUGCAAAUUACGCACAACAAUGUUAUUCUGCAGAUUCGCCCGGCAUGUUCGAUUGCGCAUACUUUGCCAAAAACCACCUUCCCUGUACAGUAGACACCCAAGCGGCCUGUCCUUUUCGCAGCAACAGUAUUUGUCGAACCAACACCUCGAACAUACGCCUAGACACUGGGUACAUUGAUCUCAGCAACGACUUCGGCGUGAAUGCACCGCCGGACAAUAACAUCCUUUUCAGGGCAGUCUUGCAGUGUGCACCACUGGAAACCCGGGGUUAUACGAAGCCUGUGGAAGGACCGCGGGACAAUUUCACUGCUUACAACUAUGGCCCGCCUAACCGAGCGAAUUACACUUACAUGGUAGAAAGUCUAGACUCACAGUACAAUAAGCAGGCUGGAAACAUGUUCCGCGGCACAGGUAGUACUUUCGUUUUGAACGAAAUGACCAAUACAGUUUACAAUCAUUCGAGUUGGGUGGAAUAUGAAGAUUUUGCCCCAAUUCCCGCCCUGUUCAAUCCCGACGGAGAUACUGUCCUGGUCUUUCUCACCGCAAACGGGAUAGAAUUCUACGACGUAACAAGUGAUCCUUGGUACCGUGCAACUGUACCAGGAGACAGUAUCAUCAUGCAGUCCGCAGAUGGGGAACUCAGGGUGUACCAACCAGAAGAGGCAGCUUCACCUAUGGGAUGUGUUCAGCAGUACCAGUUCUGCAAUCCCUCACUGUCGAACAACAGUUGCGGGCCCCUUGCGAGCUGGGUCGACGCGCAAGUUGAAUCAGCCCCUCUGUUCGGAAUAACGAUAGCGGAUUAUCAGAACGAGACCGCUCCCACUCCGAGUAGCGCGAUCGGUUCUCGCUACCAGUGGCUGAUCCACGUCCUGUCAUCUGCCCAAGCCAAUGUGCAAAAUGUUAUUAUGUAUCUCGGCCCGAACGCUCUGACGUCUCUCAAAUAUCUCAACGACGGGCUCAUGGGACCACUCCCAGUCAAUCAGUGGCAACUUGAUGUCAGCUUCUGGUGGGCCACGUACUUGGCAUCUUUGCAGGCUGCAGUUGUGAAUACGGCUCAUGGGCCGACGGACCCAGGACUCGAUCCUUACAAGAUGCUGCCAAUCAAUUCACACGCGCGAGACAUGUGCAAUAACCAGAAGAUCCGCAGUACCAACUACAUCUCGUUCAGCCUCUUCGGACUUUACUUCACUUCCAUUGCCGGCGUCCUGAUCAUCGUCAUAUCUUAUGUCUUGGAACCCAUCUUUGAAUGCCUCUAUCGCCGUCGCAAGUACAGAGAGUACACAUACCUCGAGUGGUCUGCGUCGGAGACUCUUCAACUCCAGCGCAUCGGUUUCCAAGGGACUAAUUCGGGUACCUGGUCUGGCUACACGGAUAGCAUCCCCAGGACAAGACAGGGCGAGACGCUUUCAGGACUAGCUUUGAAGUAUCCUCUGGACCUGGAUGGCAAUGAUGGCAACGGUGGACUGCCUAACAAGACGAACAGCUACACGACCGGCGCCGUCGGUGCAGUUGGUGGCGAUCAAGAGGCUGAGGUGGCCUCGUUGGAUGAUCUGCUCGAUGCGUCAGGAUCUCAGACUGAUGAAGACUCAGAUUCGCGUUAG